This is a messenger RNA of Procambarus clarkii (red swamp crayfish), 1755 nucleotides long. RefSeq names its product malate dehydrogenase 1 (gene Mdh1). Gene Ontology annotation, molecular function: L-malate dehydrogenase (NAD+) activity. The record is from RefSeq and is a predicted model, not a curated record. Gene Ontology annotation, cellular component: mitochondrion; cytosol. NCBI's taxonomy places the organism in Eukaryota, Metazoa, Arthropoda, Malacostraca, Decapoda, Cambaridae. Gene Ontology annotation, biological process: oxaloacetate metabolic process; tricarboxylic acid cycle; malate metabolic process.
UGAAGAUAUAGUGUAGGUGGGGGUAAUGUAGAGGUUGAGGAAGACGGUAUAGAGGGGUUCGAGCGGCCGAGGGAGUGAACCCCGGGCGGCCGAGCCCCACUCUGCUCUCGGCCGCUCACACGGGAACAUCGUCACUUCUCAACACUUCUCACAAUGGCUGAACCUGUCCGUGUGUGUGUUACUGGGGCUGCUGGCCAGAUUGGCUACUCCUUGGUGUACAUGGUUGGAUCUGGAGCAGUGUUUGGGCCAGACACCCCAGUGAUCCUGCAUCUUCUUGACAUUGCCCCGAUGAUGAAUGUGCUUAAUGGAGUCUGCAUGGAGAUAAGCGACUGUGCUCUUCCCUGUGUUAGAGAUGUUGUUGCCACUGAUGAUCCAGCUGUGGCAUUCAAGGACAUCGACUGUGCAUUCUUGGUUGGAGCAAUGCCCCGCAAGGAAGGCAUGGAACGCAAGGAUCUCCUUGCUGCCAAUGUCAAGAUCUUCAAAGUCCAGGGUCAGGCAUUGGACCAGUAUGCUAAGAAAUCAGUGAAAGUCCUUGUGGUAGGCAAUCCUGCAAACACCAAUGCCUUAAUCUGUGCAAAGUAUGCGCCAUCCAUCCCACGUGAGAACUUCUCUGCCAUGACUCGUCUUGAUCAGAACCGUGCUCAGGCUCAGAUUGCUGCCAAGCUUGGCAUUCCAGUAACGGAUGUAAAGAACGUCAUCAUCUGGGGUAAUCACUCCUCUACCCAGUUCCCAGAUGUUCGUCAUGCAACUGCCACUGUGAAUGGUGAAGAGAUCCCUGUGUAUGAUGCAAUCAAGGACGAUGCUUUUUUGAAAAAUGAAUUUAUUACAUUGGUUCAGAAACGUGGUGGUGCCGUUAUUGCUGCUCGCAAGUUGUCGUCUGCCAUGUCUGCUGCAAAAGCUGCCUGCGACCAUGUGAAGAGCAUUUUUCAGGGAACCAAAGAGGGACAUUUUGUGUCCAUGGGAGUCUUCUCUGAUGGGUCCUACAACACUCCUGAGGGAGUUAUGUACUCCUUCCCUGUAACAAUUAAGGAUAAAAAAUGGAGCAUAGUUCAGGGAUUGCCAAUUGAAGACUUUGCACGGGAGAAGAUGGACAAGACUGCCAAGGAAUUGUGUGAAGAACGGGAUGAAGCUAUUGCAGUGUGUCAAGAUUAGGGUGGCGCAGCAGUUAAACCAAGGCUUUGACACCAACCAUGAAACUUUUCUUGUUUAAUAAAUUGUUACUAAUUUUGUAAAAAUGACACCUUCAAUGAAAACUGGUUUAAUGGUUCAUCGAUGUGAUUAGAUAGUUAAAAGAUGUUUAAAAUUGAUUCGCUUUCAUUUUAUCUAAUUAUUGUGGUCAGAUUUUUAAAAUGAGUACCAAAUCAUAUCAAUGUCUUUAAAAAUUAGAUAAAAUUCAAAAACAACUGUUGAUAAGUACAAUUUAAUGGAACUCUUAAUGCAGCUUCACAGAACAGUAGUUUUUAAUUUGAAAGUAAGGAGGCUCAACUAAAUUUUUUAUUUCAAUAGUCUUCUUGGUAUAAAUAUAUAUAUAUAUAGAAAGAAGCAUUAGUAAAUAUUAUGAAGUAUAGUAGGUCAAAAGUUGUGUAAAUAUUCCUUCUAUUAAUUUUAAUUGCUGCUCUGUCAUUACUUAAUCACUUCCUGAGUUUAACUGCCCUUGGACAUGUUGAGUUUUUGAUUUGAUAACUAUGUUAAUUUGUUUACUUUUGUUUAUUGGAAUGUAUAACCUAUAUGGGGAAAUAUACAUUUGAGAAAUUA